UUACAAUUUUUCCUUUUUGUUUCAUUUUACGUUCCGUAGAAAAAGAUUAAUAUUGUAUCGUGAGUCCAACGAACGCCACAUUUUGCUCCUGGAUCAUACAUUCAACAAGUUUGAGAGGGUCUUUGCUGGUAAUAUUUAACCCCUUUUCACAAUCCAUUUUCUGAAAAAGAAAAAAAAAAAAAGGGAUCGAAAUUAGAGGGAAGGAAGGGUCAGCUUCGAAUCUUUGAAUUGGAACAAAUUCUUCUUCUUGGGCUUCUGAAGAAAUACGAAUUUUGCAGCAUUUUUUCGUUCUUUUUUUUUUUUUUUUUGGGGGGGGGGGGGGGAGGGGGGUUCAUUCUUCUUGUUGUUACCGUUCGGGAUCUGGGCGUUCUUCUUCAGACAGACUUAACGGAGUAGGGUGUUCAUCUGGCGAACAAAGAAGAGAAACAUGAUUUCGAGAUCUUACACAAAUCUUUUAGAUUUGGCUUCUGGAAAUUUUCCAGCAAUGGAAGUGAAAAAGAAGCGAUUUCCGCGGGUCAUGACUGUUCCGGGUAAUGUAGCUGAGCUCGAUGAUGAUCAAGCCUACAGUGUUACAUCUGAAAACCCGUCCUCAAUUUCGUCAGAUCGGAUGAUAAUUGUAGCAAACCAGCUUCCUUUAAGAGCAAAACGAAGGGAGGAUGAUAAUUCAUGGAGUUUCAGUUGGAAUGAAGAUUCGUUGCUUUUGCAGCUUAAAGAUGGCUUACCAGAAGAUAUGGAGAUUCUCUAUGUUGGUUCGUUGAAAGUCGAUAUCCAACCAGAAGAACAAGAUGAGGUCUCCCAGAUUUUGUUGGAGAGAUUUAGGUGUAUUCCUGCAUUUUUGCCUCCUCAUAUUUUGGAGAAGUUUUAUGAUGGUUUCUGCAAGAGGCAUUUGUGGCCUCUUUUUCAUUAUAUGUUGCCAUAUUCUGCUGAUCAGAAGGGUCGAUUUGAUCGCUCCAUGUGGGAAGCUUAUGUAUCCGCAAAUAAGUUAUUUUUCCAGAAAGUAGUCGAGGUCAUCAACCCAGAUGAUGACUAUAUCUGGAUUCAUGAUUACCAUUUGAUGGUAUUGCCCACUUUCUUGAGGAGGCGUUUUAACAGAGUUAAAAUGGGAUUUUUCCUUCAUAGUCCAUUUCCUUCAUCUGAGAUCUACCGUACCCUUCCUGUCAGAGAAGAGAUUCUCAAGGCAUUACUUAACUCUGAUAUCAUUGGAUUCCACACUUUCGAUUAUGCUCGUCAUUUCCUUUCUUGUUGCAGCCGAAUGUUGGGGUUGGAAUACCAGUCAAAAAGGGGAUAUCUUGGAUUGGAAUACUACGGCAGAACGAUUGGGAUAAAAAUAAUGCCUGUUGGUAUUCAUAUGAGUCGGAUUGAAUCGGUAAUGAAACUGGCAGAUGAGGAUGCUAAGACUAGGGAACUCACACAGCAAUUUGCAGGGAAGACGGUGUUGCUUGGUGUUGAUGAUUUGGACAUUUUCAAAGGUAUCAACUUGAAAUUGUUAGCUAUGGAACAGGUACUAAAGCAACAUCCAAAGUGGAUAGGAAAGGCUGUACUUAUCCAAAUUGUAAAUCCAGCCAGAGGUAAGGGAAGAGAUUUACAAGAAAUAGAAGAUGAAAUAAAAGAAAGCUGUAGAAGGAUCAACAAGGAGUAUGGGCAUCCUGGUUAUGAGCCAAUAGUACUUCUCGACAGGCAUGUGCCAAUCACUGAAAGGGUUGCUUAUUAUAGCAUUGCUGAGUGUGUAGCUGUAACUGCUGUUAGAGAUGGUAUGAACCUAACUCCUUAUGAGUACGUUGUCUGUAGACAGGGAAUAUCCACCUCCCAAAAAUGUUUGAACUUCAGCGGACCAAAAAAGAGCAUGCUCGUCAUAUCUGAAUUUAUUGGGUGCUCUCCAUCACUGAGUGGAGCAUUUCGUGUUAAUCCAUGGAAUGUGGAAAAGACAGCAGAGGCUCUGAAUGAAGCAAUCUCAAUGGCUGAUUCAGAGAAGCAGCUGCGACAUGAGAAGCAUUAUCGUUACGUUGCCACACACGACGUCGCUUAUUGGUCUCGUAGUUUCUUGCAAGACAUGGAGAGAACUUGCUCAGAUCAUUUCAGGAGAAGAUGUUGGGGAAUAGGUUUUAGUUUUGGAUUCAGGGUUGUAGCUCUUGAUCCCAACUUCAGAAAACUCUCAGUAGAUGCCAUUGUAUCAUCUUACAGUAGGGCCGAAAGUCGGGCCAUUCUGUUGGACUAUGAUGGCACUGUGAUGCCCCAAAACUCCAUAAAUAAGUCACCUAGUGCGCAGGUUAUCUCUAUCCUUAACACGCUUUGUGCAGAUGCAAAAAACGUGGUCUUCAUUGUGAGUGGACGAGGGAGAGACAGCUUAAGCAAGUGGUUUUGUCCAUGCAAGAAGCUUGGAAUUGCAGCAGAACAUGGAUAUUUUUUAAGGCAGUCACAAAACGAAGAGUGGAAGAUCUGCGGCCAAAGUUCUGAUUUUGGAUGGAUGCACAUUGCCGAGCCUGUUAUGAAAUUAUAUACCGAGGCUACAGAUGGUUCUUCUAUUGAAAGAAAGGAAAGUGCUUUGGUUUGGCAGUAUCGAGAUGCAGAUCCUGGUUUCGGAUCAUCCCAGGCAAAGGAGAUGUUGGAUCAUUUAGAAAGUGUUUUGGCCAACGAACCGGUUGCAGUCAAAAGCGGCCAAUUUAUCGUAGAAGUGAAACCACAGGGGGUUACCAAAGGCCUUGUGGCUGAAAAGAUCUUUUCAUCAAUGGCAGAGGAUGGAAAGCUUGCUGACUUUGUGUUGUGCAUCGGUGACGACAGAUCAGAUGAGGACAUGUUUGAAAUAAUUGGUAAUGCAUUGUCCAGUAACAUUCUUUCUCCAACGACGUCAGUUUUUGCCUGCACUGUUGGACAAAAACCAAGCAAAGCCAAAUAUUAUUUAGAUGACACAGCCGAAGUAAUAAGCAUGCUUGAGUACCUGGCUGAAGCUUCUAGUCCAUUACCAUCCUCCGAUGAUGAAGAAGGUGAAAAUGCUUCUUGAAAGUUGAAACAAAAUCCCCAUGUCACUGCUUUUCGGGACAUGUAGAUCAAAGAUCAAGUGGGAAUUUUUGUACGAGAAGCUAGCUGGGUGAUGAAUUUGAAUACAUAUCUCUUUACUUUCUAUAGUGUCAUUUUCCUUUCAGCUUUUCAUGCUAGUUUUUAACUAGAAAAAGAAAGAAAAUCAUUGACCCUGGGUUUCAAAUGGACAAGCUUUUUGAAGACGGUGGACGAGUUCAACUAUUAAAAGAAGUAAAAUGAAUCAAUAUCAGCCUGAGGCUUUGAACUUAAACCGCUGGAAGGGAAGAACUCGUCGGAUUGGAAUGGCUCUGUUGACUGUACUGACAUUGGAAAGAUAUAAUGUGGAUAGUUAAAUGAGAGAAUAAGUAGCUAAUUUAGCUGCGAUGUUAUGGUAGGAUAGGUUAAUAUGAGGCUGAGCUCGCUCAACGCUCCGCUUAUUUGAGAGGUUUUCUAAUAUGAAUCAUAUAAUUUCAUUUUGUA
Cucumis melo (muskmelon) is the source of this 3495-nucleotide messenger RNA. Its product is annotated as probable alpha,alpha-trehalose-phosphate synthase [UDP-forming] 7. Gene Ontology annotation, molecular function: catalytic activity. Gene Ontology annotation, biological process: trehalose biosynthetic process. Lineage: Eukaryota; Viridiplantae; Streptophyta; Magnoliopsida; Cucurbitales; Cucurbitaceae. Bases 428 to 2998 code for a protein of 856 amino acids. The record is from RefSeq and is a predicted model, not a curated record. The transcript is spliced from 4 exons. Gene Ontology annotation, cellular component: cytosol.